AGUCUCAGCGUGGGGUGAAGCCUAGCAGCUAUGAGGAUCCAUUAUCUUCUGUUUGCUUUGCUCUUCCUGUUUUUGGUGCCUGUUCCAGGUCAUGGAGGAAUCAUAAACACAUUACAGAAAUAUUAUUGCAGAGUCAGAGGCGGCCGGUGUGCUGUGCUCAGCUGCCUUCCAAAGGAGGAACAGAUCGGCAAGUGCUCGACGCGUGGCCGAAAAUGCUGCCGAAGAAAGAAAUAAAAACCCUGAAACAUGACGAGAGUGUUGUAAAGUGUGGAAAUGCCUUCUUAAAGUUUAUAAAAGUAAAAUCAAAUUACAUUUUUUUUUCAAAAAAA
Molecule: messenger RNA, 329 nt
Organism: Homo sapiens (human)
Lineage: Eukaryota; Metazoa; Chordata; Mammalia; Primates; Hominidae
Gene: DEFB103A
Product: defensin beta 103A
Exons: 2
Coding region: 31-234 (67 amino acids)
Biological process (GO): defense response to Gram-negative bacterium; defense response; defense response to Gram-positive bacterium
Cellular component (GO): extracellular region; Golgi lumen
Source: RefSeq, marked reviewed